UGCUAAUCUUAUAAUUUUAUUAAGCCUAUAGGCUAAAGGGCCAUUAGCGGUUGGGUAAAAUAGUUAUUUGGGAUAAGAAAACUGCAUAACUUCUAGAUUUAGGAAGGAAUCAAAUUUUUGUAGAAAACCCGUGUCAAAGUGUUUCAGUUGCAAGAACGUAGUUCCCUUGCCAUAUUUUUUUCUCAUUACACAGCUGAUAAAAGCCGUCACGGCUUUACCGGCUUGAUGCGGACUUCGGAACAAUGUGAUAUCAGGUCAGAUGUCACCGAUGCUAGCCGAUAGCAUGAUCAAGUUGUAAAACACCAUGUGAUGCCGACGCGAGUAGCUCGGCCCGAGGUCACUGUUUUUUUUGCUCUAAUUGCAAUAAAAUUGCGUCGUUGAGAUCGGCCAGUCGCCGAUCGGCGGUCUGAUGCAUAGUAUCCGUGUUUGUAGUGUAGUGAAUAGAAUAGUUGUAAGAAUGGUUUCGACUAAGAAUAGUUAUGAGGACGCAGUUGGUAAAUUAAACAAGUUGCAGUCGAAUAAAUCGACAAUAGAACAGAUAAGGAAGGAAAAGGCUGGACAUAAAUGCACAAAUGUAGAAGACAUGGAAUAUUAUUUGAAGAGGACGGGUGUGUCUCUAUCGAAAUUGGACGAAAUGUCUGUGAUACACGUCGCCGGGACCAAAGGGAAGGGUUCAACAAGUGCGAUGUGCGAGUCGAUACUCCGUCAUCACGGGUUCCGCACAGGGUUCUACUCCUCGCCGCACCUCGUGGCGGUCAGGGAGCGGAUACGGCUCGACGGGAAGGUCGUCUCCGAGGAACAGUUCGCGCAUUACUUCCACGAGGUUUACGGGAAACUGGAUGCUAGUAAGGUAGUUGCAUUGUAAAUGUAAUAUUAACAC
This is a messenger RNA of Manduca sexta (tobacco hornworm), 880 nucleotides long. RefSeq names its product folylpolyglutamate synthase, mitochondrial-like. Gene Ontology annotation, molecular function: tetrahydrofolylpolyglutamate synthase activity; ATP binding. Gene Ontology annotation, cellular component: cytoplasm; mitochondrion; cytosol. Bases 410 to 865 code for a protein of 151 amino acids. Gene Ontology annotation, biological process: tetrahydrofolylpolyglutamate biosynthetic process. The record is from RefSeq and is a predicted model, not a curated record. Lineage: Eukaryota; Metazoa; Arthropoda; Insecta; Lepidoptera; Sphingidae. The transcript has 5 exons.